Molecule: messenger RNA, 1334 nt
Organism: Triticum aestivum (bread wheat)
Lineage: Eukaryota; Viridiplantae; Streptophyta; Magnoliopsida; Poales; Poaceae
Product: cysteine-rich receptor-like protein kinase 27
Exons: 2
Coding region: 154-1071 (305 amino acids)
Source: RefSeq, a predicted model, not a curated record
UUGCGAGCUGGCAGCAGUCUUAUUUCGUGAAAGAAUCCACCCUCUUUUGCACAUCGUCGUUUCUGACUAGUCCUCGUCGUGGUUAACACUGCACCAACCAAGCCCAGGAAUUUGUUCGACACAUCGUCCGCUCCACUUCCAAGUGCCGCAACAAUGGCGCUUUCACCUACCUCGUGGUUGCUCCUCUCCCUCCUCGCCGCAACGCCGGCCCCUGGCACCUGCGAGGAGCGCGCACGCAUCGCGGAAGCGGGCGGCUUGCUCCACUGCUACCAGCCGCCGGCGCUCACCAACGCCACCAACGGCACGGCGUUUCGCGCCACCCUGCUCCCGCUCCUCCGCUCUCUCCCCUCCACCGCCGCGCGCACGGGCUUCGCCUCCCUACAUUCCGCCGCCCGCGGGGAGCGCGCGUUCGCGCGGGGCCUCUGCUUCGGCAACUCCACGGCGCCGUCCGAGUGCGCCCGGUGCCUGUCCGCCGCGGCUGGGAACCUCACCGCCGGCUGCGGCGCCACCAGCCUGCGCGCCGGCAUCUGGAGCGACCGGUGCUUCGUCGGCUACGCCGACACCAACACAACCUCGCCUAGAGAGGACGCCUUCCGCGCGCGCGUCCUCCUCCCGGGCAACGACGCCGUCCCUCGCUCUGUGGCCAGCACCAAAUCCUUCUACUACGCCCACCAGCACGAUGUACUCGUCGCCAUGGCGAAGGACGUGGCGCGGCGCGCGGCCGCAAACAUCUCCGGGCCGCGGAUGCUGGCCACAGCGGAGGAGACCAACUCCAACAGCGCGGUGAGCAGAACAGUGCACGUUCUGGCGCAGUGCGGGAGGGACCGCACGGCGGCGGACUGCGUCCGGUGCUUGAAGGACUCGGUGCAGGCCGUGCACUGGGACCUCGACGCUGCCCGCGGCGACGGUGGCGUGGCGGCCGCGGUGGUGGGCUUCGACUGCUACCUACGGUUCGAGGUCUCCACUGCAGUGGGUGACAACUAUGCCACUAAUCUUGUACUACUGGCGUCCCUCGUGCUGGAUAUGUUGGUAGGAGUCUUAUGCGCGUUUACUUGUGCUGUUGCCGCGUGAAGAAGAGAAAGAUGGAUGAAGCAGCCACAUGUACGUUAUUUAUCGUCCAAGAUCCGAGAUGCAAUAAAACCUUGUACUGUAUGUUCCAAUUCAUUUUCUUACGUACUCCGUAUAUAUCACUAGAGUAUCUAAGCUCCCUCGAACGUGAGAGCUAUGAGCGUUACGGCUGAGAGGGUCAAAAUGGACCACGUCUAUUAGUGUUUGACUCAGGGUACUCUUUGCCGCUUGGGUCGACCAUCUAAUAACAUGUAUGCAAUACUUUA